AUGCACCGCACCCGGAAGCGUCCGGUCGCGAGCGGCAGGGUGUCCCGGCGUGAGGCGCUGGUCUUCGGGAUUGUACUCACGAUUGCGUCGUUCGCGCUGCUGAGCGCCUUCGUGAACGUGCUCAGCGCGGCACUCACCCUGAGCGGCACGCUGAUCUACAUCUUCGUCUACACCAUCGGUCUGAAGCGAUCGACUCCGCAGAACAUCGUCAUCGGAGGGGCGGCAGGGGCGGUUCCCCCGAUGGUCGGGUGGGCGGCGGUGACGGGCACGGUCGGUCUGCCCGCGAUCUAUUUGUUCGCGAUCAUCUUCUUUUGGACGCCGCCGCACUUCUGGGCGCUGGCCCUCCUGAUAAAGGAUGACUACGCGCGCGCCGGCGUGCCCAUGCUGCCCGUAGUGACGAGCCUGGCGGACACGAAGCGGCAUAUCCUGCUGUACACGGUGCUGCUCGUCGCUCUCACGGCCAUGUUCUACACGACCGGGGAGGUCGGGUUGAUUUAUCUCGUGUCGGCGCUCGGUCUGGGGGCGGUGUUUAUCUACCGCGCCGUGGCGCAUAUUCGCUUGGAAGGGAUGGAAGGGACGAAAUCGCUGUAUCUCUAUUCGCUCUUGUAUCUGGCCCUGCUGUUCCUCGCGGUGAUGGUGGACGGAAUGGUGAGCGGGUGA
This is a messenger RNA of Geodia barretti, 660 nucleotides long. The record is from the annotation of a GenBank genome assembly. NCBI's taxonomy places the organism in Eukaryota, Metazoa, Porifera, Demospongiae, Tetractinellida, Geodiidae.